AUGUCCUCAGUCAGUGAAGUAAAUGUUGACAUCAAGGAUUUCCUAAUGAGCAUUAAUUUGGAGCAGUAUCUCUUACAUUUCCAAGAGUUUGGUUUUUAUACCGUGAAGGACUGUGCAGCAAUAAAUGAUAGUGUGCUACACAAAAUUGGAAUAUCACCUACAGGGCACCGUAGGAGGAUACUUAAACAGUUACAGAUAAUAUUGUCAAAAAUGCAAGAAAUCCCAAUAUAUGCAAAUGUUCAUAAGACGAAGAAUGGAAACAAUUCAAAAGAUCACCGCCACGCUUCCUCUUCUGAUCAGAACACCUGCAAAGAACUUUCCAAUUCUGGUUGUAUUCAGAUACCUAGCUCAACACAGUUGGAGACCUUUACAAAAAAUCUUGAUCAAAAUGAUGCUAGUAUGGAAAAUAACCAGUCCCUUGAAUCAGAUGUUAAGCUAUCUCUUUCUAACCAGGACCUCCCCAUUCCAGAAGAACAACACCUGGGUUCCUCUCAUGAGUCUUUACUUGGUAGUGAAAAUAUUGAAAUAGAAUCUUUGACUGCAAAAAAGGCAGUUGAUCGUACAGUUGAAGAACAACAAGCAGAAAAAGUUGAUUUGAUAUCAGAAAACUUCAGCAACCUUCCUAGUACGAAACCUGAAUGUGUCUCUUCCUUCGAUUGUUCAACCUCAGAAGCAAAUUCUGGAAAUGGAGCUAAUGGUUUAUUAGAAAGCUCGCCACCAUCACCAUUCUUUGAGUUUCAGGGAGAAAUGGUUGUGAAUGAUUUGUAUGUGCCGUCAUCUCCAGUCUCAGCGCCCAUGAGAAGUCGUAGCAAGUUGGUUUCAAGACCUUCCCGCUCUUUUCUGCUAAGACAUCGGCCUGUACCAGAGAUCCCAGGGCCAGCAAAAGGAAUUUCAGGGAGCUACUUCCGUGAGAGAAGAAGUGCUACUACCUUACCUGGAAAAUCUGUGACACUGCAAAAUUCAAGUGAGGAGAAUUCAUCAUCCAUCUUUCCUUAUGGAGAGACUUUUCUCUUCCAGAGACUAGAAAAUUCCAAGAAGAGAUGUAUAAAGAAUGAAUUUUGGACUCAUGAAGAAACAGUCAAAGGAGAAGCAAAUACUGCAAGGAACUCAUUUUUUAUCAAAUCAAGCAUAUAUGAUAACAAGCAGGAGAAAUUAAGUGAAGACAAAGUAGAAGAUAUUUGGAUACCUCGAGAGGACAAAAACAAUCUUCCAAGAGACUCUGCUUCUGAAUCAGAAUACUCCACAGUAGAAGAGUGCUUUCAGAGUUUAAAAAGAAAAAAUUCAAAGGCGUCCAAGUCCAGGACUCAAAAACCAUUAAAUUCGGACCCUGUUAAUAGGCACAGUUAUCCUCUAAGCUCAACAAGUGGAAAUGCUGAUUCAGCUGUCUCCUCGAGUGCCAUCUCUCCCUAUGCCUGUUUUUACGGAUCUUCUGCUGCAAGAGUUAAGUCAGGGUGGCUAGACAAACUCUCUCCUCAAGGAAAACGCAUGUUUCAGAAGAGAUGGGUGAAAUUUGAUGGCCUUAGCAUUUCUUACUACAAUAAUGAAAGGGAGAUGUAUUCAAAAGGAAUAAUUCCCAUUUCUGCUGUGUCUACAGUACGAGUUCAAGGAGACAACAAAUUUGAAGUUGUUACAACACAAAGGACUUUUGUGUUUAGAGUAGAAAAAGAAGAGGAGAGAAAUGACUGGAUCAGCAUACUAUUAAAUGCAUUGAAAUCACAGUCCUUCACUUCCCAGUCUCAAGCAGCUGUUGCACCUGAGAAGUGUGGAUAUCUUGAACUGAGAGGAUAUAAAGCCAAAAUUUUUACUGUGUUAAAGGGAAGCAACGUGUGGCUUUGCAAAAAUGAACAGGAUUUUAAGAGUGGACUUGGUAUUACUGUAAUUCCUAUGAAUGUAGCGAAUGUAAAGCAAGUGGACCGAACUGUGAAACAGUCUUUUGAAAUAAUUACCCCCUAUAGGAGUUUCAGCUUUACAGCCGAGUCCGAAAAAGAGAAACAAGACUGGAUUGAAGCUGUGCAGCAGUCGAUAGCAGAAACGCUCUCUGAUUAUGAAGUAGCAGAGAAGAUUUGGUUCAAUGAGUCCAACAGGAGCUGUGCAGAUUGCAAAGCCCCAGACCCUGACUGGGCGUCCAUCAACCUGUGUGUUGUCAUCUGUAAGAAGUGUGCAGGACAACAUAGAUCUUUGGGACCAAAAGACUCCAAGGUUAGAAGUCUAAAAAUGGAUGCCAGCAUUUGGAGCAACGAGCUCAUUGAGCUUUUUAUCAUCAUUGGAAACAAAAGAGCAAAUGACUUUUGGGCUGGUAACCUUCAAAAGGAUGAAGAAUUGCACAUGGACUCACCAGUGGAAAAGAGAAAAAACUUUAUUACUCAAAAAUACAAAGAAGGGAAAUUCAGAAAGACUCUCUUGGCAUCUCUAACCAAAGAAGAAUUAAAUAAGGCUCUGUGUGCUGCUGUAGUGAAACCAGACGUGCUGGAAACGAUGGCUUUACUGUUCAGUGGAGCUGAUGUCAUGUGUGCGACUGGAGACCCCGUACAUAGCACCCCCUAUCUCCUGGCCAAGAAGGCUGGGCAGAGUCUGCAAAUGGAAUUUCUCUAUCAUAACAAAUUCUCAGAUUUCCCUCAACAUGACAUUCAUUCCGAGGGUGGGUUAAAUCAAGAUGCCACCCAGUCCGUGUUCCUCUGUGACUUCUUGUAUCAGGCUCCUGCUGCUGCUUCUAAAGUCUCUUCAGAGAAAAAACUGCUUGAAGAGACAAAUAAAAAGUGGUGUGUUUUGGAAGGUGGCUUCUUGAGUUAUUAUGAAAAUGAUAAGUCUACCACACCUAAUGGGACCAUUAACAUCAAUGAAGUUAUCUGCCUGGCUGUUCACAAGGAAGACUUCUAUUUAAAUACCGGGCCUAUAUUUAUCUUUGAGAUCUACUUGCCCUCAGAACGUGUGUUUUUAUUUGGAGCUGAAACAUCUCAAGCUCAAAGAAAAUGGACAGAGACCAUAGCCAAGCAUUUUGUUCCCUUUGUUGCUGAAAACUUAACAGAAGCCGACUAUGAUUUGAUUGGUCAACUCUUCUACAAAGACUGCCAUGCCCUGGAUCAGUGGAGGAAAGGCUGGUUUGCUAUGGACAAAUCUAGUUUACGUUUUUGCCUCCAAAUGCAAGAAGCUCAGGAAGAUAGAAUGCACUUAAGAAGACUGCAAGAGCUAACAAUCAGCACAAUGGUUCAAAAUGGGGAAAAAUUGGAUGUCUUACUCCUGGUAGAAAAAGGGAGAACAUUAUACAUCCAUGGGCAUACCAAGUUGGAUUUCACAGUCUGGUAUACUGCAAUUGAAAAAGCAGCAGGUACAGAUGGUAAUGCAUUACAAGAUCAGCAGCUCAGCAAAAAUGACGUGCCCAUUAUUGUGAACAGCUGUAUAGCAUUUGUUACACAGUAUGGUUUAGGAUGCAAAUAUAUCUACCAAAAGAAUGGUGAUCCUUUGCGCAUCAGUGAACUCCUGGAGAGUUUCAAAAAGGAUGCAAGAAGCUUUAAAUUGAGGGCUGGGAAACAUCAGCUUGAAGAUGUGACAGGCGUGUUGAAAAGCUUUCUCUCUGACAUUGACGAUGCACUUCUUACCAAGGAGCUCUACCCAUAUUGGAUCUCUGCAUUAGAUACACAAGAUGACAAGGAAAGAACUAAGAAGUAUGGAGCAUUUAUACGUACUCUUCCAGGGGUCAACCGAGCAACGCUGGCAGCUAUCAUCGAACACCUUUAUAGGGUUCAAAAGUGCUCAGAAAUCAAUCACAUGAAUGCCCAUAAUUUGGCCUUGGUCUUUUCAUCCUGUUUGUUUCAAACUAAGGGACAAACAAGUGAAGAAGUGAAUGUAAUUGAGGACCUAAUUAAUAAUUAUGUUGAAAUAUUUGAGGUUAAAGAAGACCAAGUCAAACAAAUGGACAUAGAAAAUAGCUUUAUUACCAAGUGGAAAGACACUCAAGUUUCCCAGGCUGGAGAUUUGUUAAUUGAAGUGUAUGUGGAAAGGAAGGAACCCGACUGUAGUAUUAUAAUUCGGAUAUCUCCUGUGAUGGAAGCAGAAGAAUUAACUAAUGAUAUAUUAGCAAUAAAAAAUAUUAUUCCCACAAAAGGUGACAUUUGGGCCACAUUUGAAGUCAUUGAAAAUGAAGAGCUAGAGCGUCCUCUUCACUACACAGAAAACGUGUUGGAGCAGGUGCUUCGGUGGAGUUCAUUAGCAGAACCUGGCUCAGCUUAUCUUGUGGUGAAGAAAUUCUUAACCAUGGAUGUGAUUAAACACCACAGAGAAAGAGAAACAUUAAAGAAUAUCAAAGAAGGAGUCUUGAAAAUCAAAGAAGAACCAUCCAAAAUACUGUCUGGAAAUAAGUUUCAAGACCGCUAUUUUGUCUUACGGGAUGGACACCUUUUUCUUUACAAGGAUCCAAAGAGCAGUAAAUAUGACAAAAUGUUUCCUCUCAGUGCAAUGAAGUUUUAUCUUGGUGUGAAGAAGAAAAUGAAGCCUCCAACCAGCUGGGGAUUGACCGCAUUCUCUGAAAAACAUCACUGGCACCUGUGUUGUGAAAGUUCACACACUCAGAUGGAGUGGAUGGCCAGUAUCUUUAUUGCACAGCAUGAAGAUGACAUAUGGCCGCCAGCUGGAAAGGAACGGAAACGGUCAAUAACCAAAAAUCCAAAAAUUGGAGGUUUACCUCUGAUUCCAAUUCAGCAAGAGGCAAAUGCAACCCAAGCCCAGAGAAGCUUUGAGAGUGCAAAAGCAGAACUUGAAAGGCUGCGGCUCAGUGAAAAGCAUGACAGAGAGUUCAUGGACCCUAGCUUGAAGGACAGAGCCUCCAUCGUAGCCCAGUGCCUGGAGCACAAGGAGGACAAACUUCGAAAUCGUACCAGAAAACACCGGAGUUUCAACUGCCUGGAGGACACAGAGUCCGAGGUUCCACGUGGGCACCAGAAAGGCCACAAAGGCCUAAAGACAUUGGGCAAGGCCGAAGAUAGGAAUAGCAAAGCUGCUUUGGACACUGAUCAUAAAUUGCCAUCAAAGGUCAUUGAAGAACUUAGUGUGGUUCUACAGCGGUCAAGAACCCUUCCUAAAGAGUUAUAG
Urocitellus parryii (Arctic ground squirrel) is the source of this 5085-nucleotide messenger RNA. RefSeq names its product ArfGAP with RhoGAP domain, ankyrin repeat and PH domain 2 (gene Arap2). NCBI's taxonomy places the organism in Eukaryota, Metazoa, Chordata, Mammalia, Rodentia, Sciuridae. The record is from RefSeq and is a predicted model, not a curated record. Gene Ontology annotation, cellular component: cytoplasm. Gene Ontology annotation, biological process: positive regulation of GTPase activity; signal transduction. Gene Ontology annotation, molecular function: GTPase activator activity; protein binding; phosphatidylinositol-3,4,5-trisphosphate binding.